AUGAACUGGACGCAGUACUAUCCCGCCUUCGCAGCCAACGAUGAGACUCCCUCCACCGAUCCUACAGUCACGGAAUCCAUGACCCUGGAUGCCUCGAAGCCGAAAACGCGCAGUCUAACGAAGGAUGUGGAGGUUGUUGACAUUGGCUGCGGCUUCGGAGGCUUGACCGUAGCUCUGUCACCGAUCCUCCCAGAGACCCUCAUUCUCGGCCUCGAGAUCCGCACUUCGGUUACCGAAUAUGUCCAGGAGCGCAUCAAGGCCCUCAGAGUUCAGAAUCAGGAGACUGGCGGGUACCAGAACAUCAGCUGCCUCCGAGCCAACAGCAUGAAGUUUCUCCCCAACUUUUUCAAAAAGGCACAGCUCUCCAAGAUCUUCAUCUGCUUCCCCGACCCGCACUUCAAGGCACGGAAACACAAGGCCAGAAUCGUAUCAACGACGCUCAACUCCGAAUACGCCUUUGCGCUGCGCCCAGGAGGCAUCGUGUACACCAUUACAGACGUCGAACCCUUGCAUCAGUGGAUGGUGGGCCACUUCAAUGCCCAUCCUGCAUUCGAGCGUGUGUCCGAGGAAGAACAGGAGGCGGACGAGUGUGUCAAGGUGAUGGCGUCCGAGACGGAGGAGAGCAAGAAGGUGACGCGGAAUCAGGGCCAGAAGCACAUUGCGCUUUUCCGCAGGCUGGAAGAUCCUCCAUGGUGA
Molecule: messenger RNA, 696 nt
Organism: Colletotrichum costaricense
Lineage: Eukaryota; Fungi; Ascomycota; Sordariomycetes; Glomerellales; Glomerellaceae
Product: tRNA (guanine-N(7)-)-methyltransferase
Exons: 2
Coding region: 1-696 (231 amino acids)
Biological process (GO): RNA (guanine-N7)-methylation; tRNA methylation
Cellular component (GO): tRNA methyltransferase complex
Molecular function (GO): tRNA (guanine(46)-N7)-methyltransferase activity
Source: RefSeq, a predicted model, not a curated record